UCGCCCAGGGGGGGAGGUUGCAAAGGCUGGCUUGGCUUGGCUUCUCUUUCCUCUUGCAUGGAGAAUUGCCCCCCUGCUUGAGUGGAAUAAAUUGGUACAGGCCAUUAGGAGCCACUGAGGUCCUUCUCUUUCUCUCGCUUUCUCUCUCUCAAAAGGGGUGGGGGGAAACAGUCAGUGUUUCUAUAGACAUAAACCCAUCAGCCACAGAUGUGAAGCCAGGCACUGCCUCUUUUCUCUUGCUCCCUCCCACUGCCCUUUCCCCCCUCUCCCAUUUCUCCCUCUCCUUGCAAAUCCCUAUCUCUCUCCCCCCCUCUCUCUUUCUUUGACACUCUUCCAUUCAUUCUUCCGAUCCUCCUUUAUAUGAAAAGCUGGCUCUUUUGCAUAGAGACUGGGGGAAGCGGUGCACUUCCACACAAGCAGUGCAAGAGGAAGAAGAGAAGUGUUCUUCUACAAUUAUUAUUAUUAUUGUUAUUGUUAUUGUUAUUAAAUCAUUAGUAUUGCUCAGAGGAAGAAGGGGAAGGAUUCUUGGUGGGGAUUUUUGCUUGGAUUAAAAAAAAAAAGCCAAGGGAAGAGAUUUGGAAGAACCGCAUGCAGGGAGAUGCUUUGAAUUGUGCCUCUGUUUCCAAGGAUUAAAGGAUGAAUAGGCACUGCUGCGAUGGAGAAAGAAUGCAAUUCAAGCUACCAGAAUAAGGCCGUCUUCCCAAGGGGACCUUGAAAUCCUCACUGUGCCAGUCCCGUGACGCUGUGUCCCCCUACCUGAGAGGUCUCCCUCUCCCCCUCGGUGGCAAGCUGCCCCUUCCGCUGUGGCAGCAGCCUCUGCAACCCUGCUUCUGCAAUGGGUAAUGAGGAGCCGUGGACCGCGUCAGUCCUGGAGAUGCCGAAGCGACGAGACAUCCUGGCUAUCGUGCUGAUAGUGCUGCCCUGGACACUGCUAAUCACCGUCUGGCACCAGAGCACCAUUGCGCCACUGCUUGCCGUGCACAAGGAGGAUGGUGGGGAUGCCCGUCGUGACUUUUCCCAAGGCUCAGACUCCAAGGAGUAUUGCCUGUCAGACCGCAAUAUUGUGGAGGUGGUUAGGACAGAAUACGUCUACACCCGUCCGCCUCCUUGGUCAGAUGCCUUGCCCACCAUCCAUGUCAUCACGCCCACCUACAGCCGACCAGUCCAAAAGGCAGAGCUGACACGGUUGGCCAACACUUUCUUGCACGUUCCAAAUUUGCACUGGAUCCUGGUGGAGGACUCCCAGCGACGGACACCACUUGUCACCCGGCUCCUGAGGGACACUGGGCUGAACUACACACACCUCAACGUGGAGACCCCACGCAACUACAAGCUGAGAGGGGACAUGAGGGACCCACGGAUACCCAGGGGGACAAUGCAAAGGAACCUUGCCUUACGGUGGCUGAGGGAGACAUUUAAUAAAAACAACAGCCAGCCUGGGAUUGUGUACUUUGCCGAUGAUGAUAACACCUACAGCUUGGAACUCUUUGAGGAGAUGCGGACCACCAGAAAGGUGUCAGUGUGGCCAGUGGCCUUCGUGGGAGGCUUGCGAUAUGAGUCUCCCAAAGUGAAUGCUGCUGGUAAGGUGUACGGCUGGAAGACUGUCUUUGACCCUCACCGGCCUUUUGCCAUUGACAUGGCGGGUUUUGCUGUGAACCUCAGGCUCAUCCUCCAGCGACCUCAGGCUUACUUCAAACUACGAGGGGUGAAGGGUGGCUACCAGGAGAGCAGCUUGCUCCGGGAGCUGGUGACUCUAAAUGACCUCGAGCCCAAAGCUGCCAAUUGCACUAAGAUUCUUGUCUGGCACACAAGGACAGAGAAACCGGUGCUGGUGAAUGAGGGAAAGAAAGGCUUCACAGACCUUAAUGUGGAAAUCUGACAUCAUACCACAAAAACAGAGAAAAAUAUUAGCAGCAUAUUCCUUCUUGUGGAGUCCUCACGCCAGUCUCCAGACAUAGUUUGGAUACUUUUAAUAAACUGAGAGUAACCGAGCCCAGUUUCCAAACCAACCACCAACUGCUUGGACACCCUGUGCUUCCUUGUCGAAUUCUUGAAUGAAGAAAGAUGACAUGACUGAGCCUCUGGAGAUGAACCAUUUCUAUUUUUAAAGGCAGGGGGGAAAACAACAGCACAGAAGCAAUGGAGUUGGUGUCACUUUUGGUUGGCAGGGCAGAGACUCAUGGGACGGAAGCGAUGGAGGAUGCUCGCAGAAGGAAGCGUACCUGGAAAUCCCCCUUUGGAAGCCAAGGUUCAAAUCUAGGGGCUGGCUUCCAGAGGACAUUCCUAUAGGAGUCAUCGUUUGGAUCUGUGACUGGUUCCUCCCAUCCCAACAGGCAUGAACUACGUACUGGGCACAACCAGACAAAGCAGCUCUUCCAUUCAGAGGGAAAUGCUGCCCUUGGCUGUGGCACCUUUCCUGUCAAUAUUAUAUUUAUUAUGUUGUAAAAGAUAGUAGGAUUUGGCCAAGGUGGGGGAGAGGAAAGGGAGGAAGAAAAAGAAAAGGCUGCCAGUUCUAAACUGUUGCAGUCGUAACCAUAUCUCUUUCAUCAGAUCCAGGGAUCGAAAAAGAGGUGGCAUUCCAAUUAAAUUCACCAAGCCAACAUUUGGUUGGGUUGGUAGGGUCUUCUUAUCCGAGCCCCUGACUCUGCCAUGGUUGGAUCACUUGAUUGUUUGAGUUCACCUAAAGCCAUCAGGCUUUCCAAAGCUAAGAACCUCUUAGUAAGCUUACCUCACCAACCCUCUCCCCUAGAACCAAAUAGACCUGCUGCAAGAAACCGUUAUUUCUCACCUGUUCACUGAUAAUGUUUAUUUAGAUCCUGUUUAGUAGGUCCAGAGAAAGAAACAAAAAGACAUAGGGGGAUCAUGGGUAUCUUGAGCCCCCUGU
Messenger RNA from Sceloporus undulatus (fence lizard), 2884 nucleotides. It is a transcript of the gene B3GAT1, whose product is annotated as beta-1,3-glucuronyltransferase 1. The record is from RefSeq and is a predicted model, not a curated record. Gene Ontology annotation, cellular component: Golgi membrane. Bases 836 to 1879 code for a protein of 347 amino acids. The transcript has 7 exons. Gene Ontology annotation, molecular function: galactosylgalactosylxylosylprotein 3-beta-glucuronosyltransferase activity. Lineage: Eukaryota; Metazoa; Chordata; Lepidosauria; Squamata; Phrynosomatidae. Gene Ontology annotation, biological process: carbohydrate metabolic process; chondroitin sulfate proteoglycan biosynthetic process.